Messenger RNA from Amborella trichopoda, 240 nucleotides. Its product is annotated as large ribosomal subunit protein eL31. The record is from RefSeq and is a predicted model, not a curated record. NCBI's taxonomy places the organism in Eukaryota, Viridiplantae, Streptophyta, Magnoliopsida, Amborellales, Amborellaceae.
AUGGUGGAGAAAAGCAAGGGCAGGAAGGAGAAGGUGGUGACCACAGAUGUUAGGGUGGAUGUUAAGCUCAACAAGCACAGUGGAAUUCGUGGUGUGCCCAGAAGAGUGCGGGAUCGUAUGGCUCGUAAGAGAAGGAUGAGGAGGAUGCAAAAGAGGAGCUCUUCUCUUGUCACUGUUGCCGAGAUCCCACCAGAGGUAUUGAAACGUCUUGGCAUAGCAGUCAUCGAUGAGGCAGAUUAA